UGUGUGUAUUUGUGUGAUUCGUUUUUCAAUCAUUUUCCAACUUUUGAGGAAACCUCGAUUUGCUCGUGGUUUCCACGGUACAAUAGAUAUAAAGUAAAAAUACUAAAAGAUAUAGUGAAAAAAUAUUAAAAAUCCAACGGAAAAUUAUUAAGCCAAUAACAAACGGAGUAUACAAGCUCCAUUGAUAAUCGGAAAUAUAUUUUUGAAGAAAUUAACUGAGUGGUGGUGGUCAAAUACAUCAAAUAAAAGCGUGCUUCUCUAUACAACCAACGUUCUCAGUCACAGUCAGCAGUGUAACCGGUGUUUGUAAAAGCAGAAAAAGAUUAAAUAGACAAGGAAAAAGAACAAAAUGCCUUCCAGCGAUCCACUGCCUCCUAAAGAGAGUGCGCUCUUUAGGAAACUAAUGAAAUGCUAUGAAAUGAAACAAUACAAAAAUGGUCUUAAAUUAGCCAAACAAAUACUUUCGAAUCCAAAGUAUACCGAACAUGGUGAAACAUUGGCCAUGAAAGGUUUAACCCUCAACGGUUUGGGGCGACGCGAGGAAGCCUAUAAAUAUGUGCGUUUGGGACUGCGUAACGAUUUGCGAUCACACGUGUGCUGGCAUGUGUAUGGUCUGCUGCAGCGUAGUGAUAAAAAAUACGACGAGGCCAUCAAGUGCUAUCGAAAUGCCUUGAAAUGGGAAAAGGAUAAUUUGCAAAUUCUUAAGGAUUUGUCGCUGUUGCAAAUACAAAUGAGAGAUUUGGAGGGUUACAAAGAGACAAGGCAUCAUUUAUUCAAGUUACGUCCAUCUCAGCAUGCAUCUUGGAUCGGUUUUGCCAUGAGUUACCAUCUGUUGGGCGAUUUGGAGAUGGCCAAUAGUAUAUUGGAUGCAUUUAAUCAAUCGCAAACUUCAGUGGAACCCAAUGAUUACCGCCACUCAGAGUUGUUACUUUAUCAAAAUCAAAUAUUAGUAGAGGCCGGCAAAUAUCAAGAAGCUUUGGAUCAUUUGAUUAAAUACGAAAGUCAGAUGGUCGAUAAAUUGGCCGUUCAAGAAAGUAUGGGCGAUGUGUACAUUAAAUUGGGCCAACAACCGAAGGCUGUGCCAAUUUUCGAGGAACUUAUACGUCGCAACCCAGAGAAUACUCUUUAUUACGGACAAUACUUCCUGGCCAAACAGAUCGAUGAUGUCGAUAAUAAAUUGUUAGCUUUUAAAAAAUUGCAAGAGACUUAUCCUCGCGCCAUGUGUCCCCGACGCUUGCCUUUGGAUGUGGCUACUGGCGAUACUUUCCGCCAGGUACUGGAUGACUAUUUGAGACGCGGUCUACGCAAGGGAGUUCCCCCGCUAUUUGUCAAUGUACGUACAUUGCAUUCGCAACCGGACAAGGCGGCUGUUGUGGAAAAACUAAUACUGCAGUAUUAUGAAAAUCUAAUACGUUCUGGUCACUUCUCGCGUGAAGAUGCCGACAAUAAUCUGCCCGUGGAGCCAGCAUCUGCCGUCGUAUGGACUCUUCUGUUCCUAGCCCAGCACUAUGACUACAAGCGUGAGACAGACAAGGCUUUGGAGUACAUUAAUGCCGCCAUCGAGCACACACCAACCCUAAUUGAAUUGUUUAUCACCAAGGGGCGCAUUUACAAGCAUGCUGGUGAUCCCAUGGAAGCCUACAUGUGGCUCGAUGAAGCUCAGAGCAUGGAUACGGCCGAUAGGUACAUAAACUCAAAAUGCGCCAAAUACAUGUUGCGCGCAAAUUUGAUUAAGGAAGCCGACGAGAUUUGUGGAAAGUUCACACGUGAAGGUGUGUCGCCCAUGGAAAAUCUUAAUGAAAUGCAGUGUAUGUGGUUCCAAACUGAGUGUGCUAUGGCCUAUCAACGCAUGGAGCGUUGGGGUGAGGCUUUGAAAAAAUGUCACGAAGUUGAUAGACACUUUUCGGAGAUUAUUGAAGAUCAAUUCGAUUUCCAUACGUACUGUAUGCGCAAAAUGACAAUGCGUGCCUAUGUGAGUUUGUUGCGUUUGGAGGAUGUGCUGAGGCGUCAUCCAUUCUACUAUAAGGCGGCCAAGUGUGCCAUAGAGGUUUACAUUAGACUAUACGACAAACCUCAAAAGUCUGAGGAAACCAUUGAGGAAAAUGAUAUCGAAAAUCUACCACCUUCGGAACUUAAGAAACUUCGCAGCAAGCAACGUAAAGCUAAAAAGAAAGCCGAACUCGAAAGCCAACAGGCAGCUCAAGCACAAAUUAAACGCGAACAACAUCAGAAAUCGAAACAACAAGCUAACCAGGAAGCGGAUCCCGAAGCCCCUCAACUGGAUGAAUUAAUACCCGAAAAAUUGGAACGGCCAACUGAUCCCCUGGAAAAGGCCAUCGAAUUCUUGAAGCCACUCCAGCAAUUAGCCAAAGAACAUAUUGACACACAUUUGUUGGCUUUCGAAGUUUAUUCACGCAAGAGCAAAAUUCUGCUGAUGAUUCAGUCGAUCAAACGCGCACGUGCCAUCGAUGCUGAGCAUCCCGAGGUACAUCGUUGUUUAACUCGUUUGAUGCAGGUGCUGCCAACGUUGACAAAGGAUUUGAACGUGUACGUUAAAACCGUCGUGGAUAAAGCCAUUCAAGAACUGAUAGGUACUAAGAGUGUUAAACAAUUGAACGACGAGUUCAUUGCGAAGUACAACUCUUCCAUAUCGCAUUUAUACGAAGCAGCACGUAUUAUGUACGAUUUGGAUGCCAGUAAUCAGGAGGCGGCAAUUAAGCUAAUUACCACAUUUGAUCUAGAAAAUGUUAAACUGGAGGAAGCGACAAAGAUAUAUGAAUCGCUGCGCGAUGGUAUCUUUGGAAAUUGUGAAAAUGCGGUGCAAAACUACAAAGAAACCUGUCAUAAACGUUUUAAAUAUGCUCGUCUAUUUCGUGAUAAUAUAGAGGAAACAGCAGUUCCAACAAACACCUCUGGCAGCCAGGAUGAUUCAACAACUACUCCUGCUAAUCAUGUAGAAAAUGAUCAGGUGACAGCUGAUUUGUAAUAACACUCUGCUAAAUAUCAUUUAUCACUUUUUACUAUUACUACAACUACAACAAGAACAACUAUUAAUUAGUGUACUCCUAGUAAGUACUUCAGCACAUCUGCGAAGAAUCGACUAAUCGAAUAUGAAUGAUGGAACUGCUGCAACAAUAACAACACCGACUGGACUUCAAAAUAAAACACACACUUACAUACAUACAUUUUUAACACCAAAAAAUCCAAACAACAAGAACUAUUAAUACGAUCACAAUAAACUGCUGAAGAUGAUGAAUAAAUAUAAAACAAAAUAUUAAAAUUUAAUAAAAUAAAAUACAAAAGAAACAUCAAUAAACUAAAUUUUAAACAAAAAAAUACCACAAAAACAAAACACCAUGAAAUUAAGCUUAAUUUUUUAUGUAUAAUGUAGAAAAAAAUAAUAAAAGCGAUAAAAUGUUUUAAUCUUCUCUAUUUCGAGUCGAAAACUCAACUAGUUCUCUAACAAAAUGCAUUCAUUAGAUUAUUUUUACAAUUUAUUAUUUUAUAUUGUGUUUAUUAUUAAUUUCUAAAUCUAAAUACAUGCAUUCAUCUCUAUUGAUCAAUUAUUAAUGUUUAAAUUAUGUGAAACUAUUUUUUUUAUUUAUAAUUUAAAAUGCAAUUAUUUUCAUGUUUUUAUUUAAAACUGCUUCUAUGAGAAUUAUGAAUAAAAAAAUUUAGCAGUGGGGAAAGUAAUACACAACUUAAGAGCCCCAUGGAAAUUAUACAAAUACAUAGCAAUGUUUACACAACAACAACAGCAACACAUCGAGUACACAGAAAUUACUUUUUUUUUAAUUUUAUUUAAAACCAUACAAUACAAUACAGUACAUAUGCAUACAUAUUUUAUAUAAUAUAAAAAUAUAAUAUGGAGUAAAUAGAUCAUAAACAAAACAAAAAAAAAUAAAAACAGAAAAAACUAAAAUCAAUAAAACAACAAAAUCAACCGAUACUUCUUAUUGAUAAAGAACAAACUAAAUUUUAAUAUAUUUUAUAUAUAAACAACAACAAAACAAUAAGUAAAAGCCCGAAAAUAAAAGAAAUAACAAAUAAAUAAAUGCAAUUCUUAAUUACAAAUUGUGAUUAAGAGACAAUUACAAUGUAAA
This is a messenger RNA of Calliphora vicina (urban bluebottle blowfly), 4103 nucleotides long. It is a transcript of the gene Naa15-16, whose product is annotated as N-alpha-acetyltransferase 15/16. Gene Ontology annotation, molecular function: protein binding. Gene Ontology annotation, cellular component: cytoplasm; NatA complex. The transcript is spliced from 6 exons. Gene Ontology annotation, biological process: N-terminal peptidyl-methionine acetylation. NCBI's taxonomy places the organism in Eukaryota, Metazoa, Arthropoda, Insecta, Diptera, Calliphoridae. Bases 350 to 2986 code for a protein of 878 amino acids. The record is from RefSeq and is a predicted model, not a curated record.